Molecule: messenger RNA, 2081 nt
Organism: Poecile atricapillus (Black-capped chickadee)
Lineage: Eukaryota; Metazoa; Chordata; Aves; Passeriformes; Paridae
Gene: DRD5
Product: dopamine receptor D5
Exons: 1
Coding region: 16-1473 (485 amino acids)
Biological process (GO): adenylate cyclase-activating adrenergic receptor signaling pathway
Cellular component (GO): plasma membrane
Molecular function (GO): G protein-coupled receptor activity; dopamine neurotransmitter receptor activity
Source: RefSeq, a predicted model, not a curated record
CGGGAGCCGCCAGCGAUGCUGCGGGGCGGCCGGAGCCCACUGCCCCCGGCGACGGGGCCCCCCAGCGAGGCACGGGGACCGGCGGGCGCUCCCGGCGCGGCGCAGGUGGCGGCGGGCAGCCUGCUGGCUCUGCUCAUCCUCUGGACGCUCUUUGGGAACGUGCUCGUGUGCGCGGCCAUCGUCCGCUACCGGCACCUGCGGAGCAAGGUUACCAACAUCUUCAUCGUGUCCCUGGCUGUCUCGGACCUACUGGUGGCCCUGCUGGUCAUGCCCUGGAAGGCGGUGGCAGAGGUAGCUGGGUACUGGCCCUUUGGGGCUUUCUGCAACGUAUGGGUGGCCUUUGAUAUCAUGUGCUCCACGGCCUCCAUCCUCAACCUGUGCGUGAUCAGUGUGGACAGGUACUGGGCGAUCUCCAGCCCUUUCCGCUACGAGAGGAAGAUGACCCAGCGGCUGGCUCUGGUGAUGAUCAGCGUGGCGUGGGCACUGUCUGUGCUCAUCUCCUUCAUCCCUGUCCAGCUCAACUGGCACAAAGGUGGGGAUGUUGUUGCUGCUGAUGAUAUUGGAGAUGGAUUUGGCACUGCCUGGGCAGCAGCAGGUGCAGUCACCACCUGGGCAGAAGAUAUGAGUACCACUUGGGUGGCAUUAGCAGCAGUGAGACCCUCUGAUGGGACCUCUGGCAGCAACGAUACCCUCACUGGACCAUCGGAGAGCUGUGACUCCAGCCUCAACAGGACUUAUGCUAUUUCCUCCUCCUUGAUCAGUUUUUAUAUCCCGGUGGCUAUCAUGAUAGUUACCUACACUCGAAUCUACCGCAUUGCCCAGGUGCAGAUUCGUCGUAUCUCUUCCUUGGAGAGGGCAGCCGAGCAUGCACAGAGCUGCCGGAGCAGCCACAUUGACUGCCACCAUCACACCAGCCUCAAGUCCUCCAUCAGGAAAGAAACCAAGGUGUUAAAGACGCUGUCUGUCAUCAUGGGUGUCUUUGUCUGUUGCUGGUUGCCAUUCUUCAUCCUGAACUGCAUGGUUCCCUUCUGUGAGAGCCCACCCAGUGACCCCCACGCUGGCCUCCCCUGCGUCAGUGAGACCACCUUUAAUAUCUUUGUCUGGUUUGGUUGGGCUAACUCUUCUCUUAACCCCAUCAUCUAUGCCUUCAAUGCUGACUUUAGAAAGGUUUUCUCCAACCUCCUGGGAUGCGGUCAGUUUUGCUCUGGUACUGCAGUGGAGACUGUUAAUAUAAGCAAUGAGCUUAUCUCUUACAACCAGGACACCCUUUACCAUAAGGAGAUAGUGACUGCUUAUGUUAACAUGAUCCCAAAUGUGGUUGACUGUGAGGAAAAUCGCGAGGACCCUUUUGAUAGGAUGUCCCAGAUCUCCCCUGACCACGAGGUUGCCACUGACUCUGCCUGUGAGCUGGACUGUGAGGGGGAGAUUUCGCUAGGCAAGAUAACACCUUUCACUCCAAAUGGUUUACAUUAAAUUGUGCCCUGGUCUGGUCAGUUCUUGGAUUAUAAAAGCAAAUAUUAGCACUGAGUGGAGAAACCUGCUUGAUGAUGUGCUGUAGUUUGGUCAGUCAGUUUAUGCUAAAUUCACUUCUGUGGGUAGUACUUUGCAGGAUGUAGACAUUGUCAUACAGGGGGCUGGCAGCAAAAACUUAAAUCAGCACUCCCCCAGGCUGAGGGCAGACCAGGCAGUCAUGUUGAUUAGCUGUGGUGAGGUAUUUUGUGGUAUAAUUGCAGUCAGUUUAUGUUUAUAAUGUGUUUAAGAAUGAAAGGUGCCAUUGUCACUGCUAAGUAUUAUGACUUCUAAAAUCAGGGAGAGAUGUGGCUGGCAUAGGCAUUAAAUAAAAAAAUAUAAUUCUGGGCUGUUUGUUUGUUCAGAUUUUGUGUUUCUUUUUCUCAAUUUUCUUGUUUGUUUAGUUCUGAUUUUAUUUAUUUAUUUUUUAAGAUAGAGAUAGUGAGGUGGUAAUUUGGAUGAUUAUUUAAAUGCGUGUUUCUGCCAAAACAGUUUAUGUGAAAUUCUUGUUCUCCUAGGCGGCGUUGUUGCCUAUGAUAUCCUCUGUUCCUGGAUGAAUAAAUAAAAGUUAU